GGAUGCAUCGUCAACCCUAAAAAAUGAUAUUUCGCGAGAUAUUCCCCAGAUUUGUCACCGGUAGAAAGAAAGUCGAGUUAAAGUUGAAUUCUCACACCCUUAUAUCUUGACCUCUAGGUUAGGGGUAGGUGCUCGCGUUUUUUCAAGUACGCAGCAUUUGUACGAAUAAUAUUGCAUGCGCGAACAGUGAUUGUGGGUAUUUAUGUUGUCUUUUUUUAUUUAACGGCAAGUAUCGGGGGUAUUUUUUCGCGAGCAAAUCAAUGUGCAAAAAUGGACAACAACGUAUUGGCUAAAUGGUGCAGAAUCUGUUACUCGGAAUUGUCUUCCGGAUUCAAUCUUUUUGGCGAAGAAGCUAGAAAAUCUUUCCUCCAUGCGAAAAUUAGGAAAUAUCUGUCACUUACAAUAUCAGUAGAAGACCACCUUCCUAAAAUGAUCUGCACAGAUUGCUACACCAAGCUAGACGGAUUUCAUAAGUUUGCGACGAUGGCUUUGAAAAACCAAGAGAAAAUGUCAAAAGUCAUUUCUUGUCAGUCCAGUACAGAAAAUAACCAAGCUGAAACGAAAUCGCUGCUUCACACAUAUCUAACAAAGGGUGUGAAAAAAGAAGAGGACUCAACAGACGCUGAAGUGACUGAAGUUGAGGUGAAAAUUGACCCCAUGAUGAUCUUACAAUGUUGCCUAGAACCCGAUGAAGACACUCAAGAUGUCAAACCAACAGAAAAGGAUGACAUCUUUGAAGAACUCCCCAAACCAGUGCCUGAACAAACCAAAUGCGAGAAUCUCAAAUCCAAAAAACCAUACGCGUGCAAUGUGUGUCCCAGAAGGUAUACGUCAGAACUAGCGUUGCAGAAUCACAUGUGGAGUCACUCACCAUAUCCUAAGAGGAUGAUACUUAAUUUGGCAGUCAACACUUACAACAAUGUUGACAGGAAAUAUACGCCUACUAUAGUAAACGGAAAAGACAGAAAUACAGAAAGUGUCGAUAAAGCUUCCGAAGAAGAAGAAGAAGAAGAAGAUAGUGAUGAUAGUGACGAGGAAUAUAAUGAACAAAAAUGCCCUUGUCCGAUUUGUGGGAAAGUGAUAUCUUCUAAAGGAAAUUUGAAAGUUCAUUUGGAGACCCAUAGACCCAAAGGAAAAUAUGGAUGUGAUAUUUGUGGGAGAAUAUUCAAGACUCAAUGUAACUUGUAUCGUCAUAAAGAAUACCAUGAAGGUGUUCAAUACACAUGUGAAGUUUGUGGUCGAGUUUAUCCCACAAACAGCACUUUAAGGGCACAUUCUAUAACGCAUAGCGACUUGAGGCCACACGAAUGCCCGAUGUGCGACAAGACUUUUAAAAGAAACCAAGACUUGAAGUUCCACAUAAAUCAACACACUGGCGCUCGACCUUACAGAUGCCCGUAUUGUCCAAAAGCAUUCGCCAGUUCCGGGAACUGCUUUUCCCAUAGAAAGAGGAUGCAUCCCAUGGAAGUAGAACGCGAUAGAGAAAGAGCUGCCAAAAUAAUGCGAUAGUGAAAUUUAGUUUUUUGGAAACUCUGAAAAGUUUUUUUUACCUGUGUGUGCUCAUAUCUUGAGUGUGGCUUAUUCCUGAAUGUUUUCCCAAAAAAAUCCGUAGAUAUUUCGUUAAGUUGAGUUUUUUAGUGUUUAGUACUUUUUGGGAUGCAUUCCCAUAAUGAUUCGAUACUUCUGCAAAAUUUGUCACAUCUAGUCAUAGAAUUAAUUUUUGUAUCUUAAAAAACUCAGUUUAACGUAAUGAACUAUGUGCAAUAAUUUAUAUUUUCAAUAGGAAGAGACAGAAAACAUCAGUAAUAUGAACCUAUACAGGAUGUUACGAGAACAUGAACCAAACAUUCGGGUGAUUAUUUUUUUGAAAACCAUUAUUUUGUCCUUUGACGAUUUUCAAAAAAAUAUGCAGGCCAAACAAAAUCAAAGGACACAAUACACUUAUAACAUAGUCCCAAAAAUCACCACUUGAUUGUUUGCUUUAUGAAAAGAUCCUAUAUAUUUCUCAGUAUGGAUAAAGAAUCUCGUCGUUUGUUGGUUAGAGCUCCAAAGGAAUCAAAAAUAGUCUGCUCAGAAAAGUUCUUCCAAGUACAUAGCAACACAAACACCAAUCUGCAUUCACAAAAAGUAUGUAGCUACGCUAUUUUAGUAAGUGUGGUCUAAGUAAAAAGAAAGUUGUCAAAAAGUCUUGAAAUCUCAUCUCAAAAAUAGUGCUAGAUUACCAUUUGCCAAUUGUGAUGUUUCACUAGAGAAGCUGUAACGCGUUUCGCUUUUAUUUGAGAAGCAUCGACAGACUAGAAGUUAAGUUUCAAUUCCAAAGUUAUAACGUACUGAUAAGGAGUUACAAAAUGAGGGGUCUCAAGAUCCCCCCAUUGUAUUCAAGACAUGUUCUAAGAUGACGUCAACCGCCACGCUCCAAUUUUCAGCUGUUAUUUAGUAAUAUACUUCGAAGUUGAGUCAUUUAUUUUAGCAGUGCGUAGAUCUGAUCAAAAGAAAUGUUUUUUUCCUUUAACAUUUUUGUGGUAAAAUUAAAGUAACAAAGUUAUA
Acanthoscelides obtectus is the source of this 2547-nucleotide messenger RNA. NCBI's taxonomy places the organism in Eukaryota, Metazoa, Arthropoda, Insecta, Coleoptera, Chrysomelidae. The record is from the annotation of a GenBank genome assembly.